AGUCAGAAGAGAGUGCACUAUAAAUGAGUGGCUCAACGUGCGAGCUCGGUGUCGACCGCGUUCAUCCCUCGCGGAUCUACUGCGAAACAAUUCAGUCUUCGCAUCUCAACACAGACCACGAUGUCUUCCGCCCCUCUUGUCCCGCCCUUCACCGAGGAGACAGCGCGAGCCAAAGUGAAGAUAGCGCAGAACCUCUGGAAUACGCGUGACCCGCAUACAGUCGCGAAGGCCUACACACCUGAUAGCAUCUGGCGCAACAGGGACCAGUUCUUCACGGGCCAUGACGCCAUCGUCGACUUCCUCACCAAGAAGUGGGAGAAGGAGAACGGGUACGUGCUGCGCAAGGAGCUCUUUGCGUGGACGGAGAACAAGAUAGCCGUUCAGUUCUGGUACGAAUACUACAUCGAUGGGCCAGACGGGAGGCAGUGGUACCGCUGCUACGGACUAGAGGACUGGACGUUCGCAGAGGAUGGGAGGAUGAAGAAGAGGCAGAUGAGUGGGAACGACGUGCCCAUCAAAGAGAGCGAGAAGUGGUAUCAUCAAGGGUGGACGCCGGAGCAGAUCGAUGCAGUAGCUAUCAGCGAAGCGCAUUGGUGAAGACUUUGCAAAGUCGCCUCCGAACCUGGAAGGUGGAAGAACGAAAGGAAGAUAACGCAGCUUGAUUAGCGUGUAGCUGCUCUUGUAUAAUUUGACAUCCAGAGUUCUUCUCCUUGGGUUUGUGACGCAGCGGUUUCUCUCAGCCACCAAUGAAAGCCCUUCAUCACUAGCCGCAGUACUACAGUUAUUUGGUCA
Molecule: messenger RNA, 792 nt
Organism: Schizophyllum commune H4-8
Lineage: Eukaryota; Fungi; Basidiomycota; Agaricomycetes; Agaricales; Schizophyllaceae
Product: DUF1348-domain-containing protein
Exons: 5
Coding region: 121-597 (158 amino acids)
Source: RefSeq, a predicted model, not a curated record